AUGUGUGAAGAGGAGCGAGUCAGUUCAGAACGGAGGAAGGAGAAAUCGAGAGAUGCAGCGAGAUGCAGGAGAAGCAAAGAAACCGAAGUUUUCUAUGAACUGGCACAUGAGCUGCCCCUGCCCCACAAUAUCAGUUCCCACCUGGACAAGGCAUCCAUAAUGCGCCUGGCAAUCAGUUUCCUACGCACUCACAAACUUCUAUCUUCAGGUAAGAUCUGGCUACAAAAAGUUGUCAUAUGCGCUGACAACGAGAAUGAACUAGAGGCAGACCAGCAGAUGGACAACUUGUACCUGAAAGCUUUGGAGGGAUUUAUUGCCGUGGUGACACAGGAUGGAGACAUGAUCUUUUUGUCAGAGAAUGUCAACAAAUACAUGGGUCUUACCCAGGUGGAAUUAACUGGACACAGCAUUUUUGACUUCACUCAUCCAUGUGACCACGAAGAAAUUCGAGAGAAUCUGAGUCUGAAAAAUGUUUUAGGUCUGAGCUCUACAAACUGCUCUUCAAUGAUACAUGCAUAUUUGAUGGUCUCUGCAGGUCCAGGCUUUGGAAAGAAAAGCAAAGAGAUGUCAACUGAGCGUGACUUCUUCAUGAGGAUGAAAUGCACUGUUACCAACAGAGGCAGAACUGUUAACCUCAAGUCUGCCACGUGGAAGGUUUUGCACUGCACUGGACAAGUUAAAGUGUAUAACACUUGCCCUCCUCAUGCUCUGUGUGGGUAUAAAGAGCCUCUUCUCACCUGCCUUAUAAUAAUGUGUGAGCCUAUCCAGCAUCCUUCAAACAUCGAUAUUCCCCUGGACAGCAAGACCUUCCUGAGUCGCCAUAGCAUGGACAUGAAAUUUACCUACUGUGAUGAUAGAAUAACAGAGUUGAUUGGAUACCAUCCGGAGGAGCUGCUGGGCCGUUCAGCGUAUGAGUUCUACCAUGCCUUAGACUCGGAGAGUAUGACCAAGAGUCACCAGAACCUGUGUACAAAAGGUCAAGUAGUGACGGGCCAGUACCGUAUGCUUGCCAAGCAUGGUGGAUAUGUAUGGCUGGAGACUCAAGGAACGGUGAUUUACAAUACACGCAACCUACAGCCCCAGUGUAUCGUCUGCGUCAACUAUGUGCUGAGUGAAAUUGAGAAGAACGAUGUUGUGUUCUCCAUGGACCAAACGGAAUCACUCUUCAAGCCUCAUCUGCUGACGAUGAACACCGCCUAUGACAGCGGCAUCCCCGGCACAGAGAAGAGCGACUUCUUGUUUACUAAGUUGAAGGAGGAACCAGAGGAACUUGCUCAGCUGGCACCAACACCCGGUGAUGCCAUUAUUUCCCUGGAUUUUGGGACGCAGAAGUUUGAGGAAGCUCCUGCCUUCAACAGUGCUGUUUUGACACCAAACAAAGCAUGGCCAGUGGAAGCAAAAAGCCACGCUGCUCAAGGUGAAGCACUGACCAUACCAUCCUUUACAAUGCCUCAGAUUGCACCUGGCAACAGUACUCCAAGUGCAAGCAGCAACAGUAGCUGUUCCACGCCAAGCAGCCCAGGAGAUUACUACAGCUCUGUGGAUGAAGAUUUUAAGAUUGAGGUGAUUGAAAAACUAUUUGCCAUGGACACAGAAUCAAAAAGUCAGUGCAACUCCCAGACUGACUUCAAUGAACUGGACCUUGAAACCUUGGCUCCUUACAUUCCUAUGGAUGGAGAAGAUUUCCAGCUCAGCCCAAUCUGUCAAGAAGAACGUCCUCUCUCUGACAGUCCACAAAAUACCCAGCAGAGUCUAAGUAGCAUGAGUACCAUUUUCCAACCCCUUGCUUCUGCUUCACAGAAUCAGUUCCUCCCAGAGAAAUAUUGCCCACAGCUAUCAAAUAAAAACAUUAACCCUGGUCCUGGGUCCCUGUCAUCAGUGUGCUUCAGCAAUGCGAGUAGGUCAUCACUGCCACCGUACCAUGACCAAGCCAGCACUCCCUUGUCUUCGAUGGGAGGAAGACCAAACACCCAGUGGCCACCUGAUCCCCCAUUAGAAUAUGUUCCUGCUAAAUGGAGACUCAUGGAUAAAUACUCAGGAUCCCUGUCAAGAUCCACUUCAGGGCCACCAGUACAUUCUCCCAGCAUGCCCAUAUAUAAAAAAAGGCCCCUGGAUGCAUUUGGGCAACGAGGCAUAGAUAUAAACCCAGCAAGAAUUGCUCUGUCUAACAGUUUGAAACUGAAGCGACAACUGGAUUAUGAAGAACAAGCGUUGCAACAGCUGAGUGGGGGAGAUCCAUCUGUCAUUAACCCAUCUCACCUAAUGUGGAAGAGAAUGAAAUUUCUCAAAGGGGAAAACUGUUCCUUGGUUACAGAAAAGAAGUCUCUCAGUACAACUGUUCUUACUGAUGAAUUUGUCUGUAACUCAAGAGGUCUGAGCCAACCAGUGAAUCUACUGCAGCAGCAGCAACAGCAGCAGCAACAACCCACCUGUGGCAGUCCUGGUGAAAAUCUGAAAGCAGGAGCAUUUCCCCCUCCGUUUUACAGUUCCCAUUAUCAGGACUAUACAGCCCAGCCAGCUCAUAAAGCAUCAGGUAUGGCCAGUCGUCUGCUGGGGCCGUCCUUUGAACCCUACUUGUUGCCCGAGUUGACGAGAUAUGACUGUGAGGUGAAUGUCCCUGUUUUGGGCAGCUCUACCCUUCUGCAAGGCAGUGAACUGCUCAGAGCGCUGGACCAGGCAACUUGAGCGAUCCUGCAAAUAUUCCGUGGCCUAUACUGUUCAAAACAGCUUCAGUUUUUAAAUAUAUUUUUGCAAGUAGACAAUUUCUAAUACCAAUACACUUUUGCAAGAUUUUAUUUAGAUAUUGAACCUGUCCACAUUACCAAAUAGUGGCCUUUUGAAGUUACUCACUUUAUUAUUCAUAUUAAAGAAAUACAUCUACUGUAUUUUCUCUAUUGCAAUUAAAGUGUUGUUUAGAGAGUUUGAUUACCCUCCCCUUAUCUCAUUACCUAUAAUUUAUACUCUGAAAUUUUCUUCAAAUUUCAUGCUAAUAAAA
Molecule: messenger RNA, 2995 nt
Organism: Tauraco erythrolophus (red-crested turaco)
Lineage: Eukaryota; Metazoa; Chordata; Aves; Musophagiformes; Musophagidae
Source: RefSeq, a predicted model, not a curated record